AUGAAUUUUGCGAAAGAUAAAACGAAUCAAAUUCAAGAUGUCGUCGAUAAGGAUAAACCACACCGUCAACAAUGUGUUCAUCGACGAAAUCGUUUCAUUCGAGAACCAUUCGAUAUUGACGAUCUCCUUGGUUUCGAUAAGGAGAACACCUUUGAGGAUUUCGAGAUACGUUUCGCAGCAUCGGCACGUGAUAAGCGGCCAGCCGCUGGAAAACAAGCGAGCAGUCCGAAAAAGAAACGGAGGGUUGAACAUAAGAAAAUUUGGAUCAGUGAACUUCAGGUAAAUAAUCUCAGAUCACUUAUAACAGUUCUUGAUGAAAUCAACUUCUUCAAUAUAAAAUCAACGCCGGCUUGCCUGGUUGGGCUCUAG
This is a messenger RNA of Anisakis simplex (herring worm), 369 nucleotides long. NCBI's taxonomy places the organism in Eukaryota, Metazoa, Nematoda, Chromadorea, Rhabditida, Anisakidae. The record is from the annotation of a GenBank genome assembly.